GAACACAUGCCUGAACCUUACAAUGAGUAAACCUUAACUAAAAUGAGAAAAGACUGUUGGUUUAGUCAUUGAGGCAUGUUUCUGUUUGAUAUUAAGCAAAUUGUAGGGGAUUAGUUACUAUCUAGCCGAUCAAAGGUCAGGUCUUGGGAUGCCUUUGGAGGGGCCAAAGCUUGGAUUUUCUUAGUUCGACAGCCAGUGCUUAAAUAGCGCCAGCUCCAAGCGAUGUGAGGGAUAGCCAGGCUGGGAAGGCAGGAGAAGCCUUUGCCAUGAUCCAGGAGAAGCUGGGGGAGAUCCUGGCCAAGGAUGGGCUGACGCCUCAGGUGGCCCUUGUGGUGGCCUGUGGCUCGGCCGUGGCAGGUGUGCUGUGGAAAUGGGUGCAGCGCAGAGGCAUCCAGAGGAAGAUGGGAGAGGCCCGGCAGUGGCGGGAUGAGAGCCUGGAACAGAUGGCAAAGGCGGUUUGGAAGUUCAAACAGAAGAUCCCUGAAAGCCAGUCAGAAUUUAUUCUAUCCCUGCCUCUAGUGGAACUGGUAGAAAAACUUAGAGAUGAGUCUCUUUCUCCAGAGAGGGUUUUGUAUACAUACAUAAAGAGGGCUCUUCAAGUGACCCAGGAUGUGAACUGUGUCACGGACUUUAUUCGUGGGUGUGAGGAACAGCUCCUGGAAGUGAAGAAGCAAAAGGAGAAAGGGUUGCUGUUUGGGGUUCCUGUCAGCAUUAAAGACCACAUUGGAUGCAAGGGCCAUAUCUCUACAUGUGGUUUUGUGCAGUGUCUUGACCAAGUUGAAAAAGAUGACAGCGUGAUAGUGAAGGUUUUGAAGAAGCAGGGGGCAAUCCCAUUUGUGAAAACCAACAUUCCCCAGAGCAUGAUAAACUAUGACUGCAGCAACCUCAUCUUUGGUCCGACUGUAAACCCCUUGAACCACAAGAAAAGUCCUGGUGGAUCUUCUGGAGGAGAAGGGGCACUUAUCGCUGGAGGAGGGUCCAUCUUGGGCUUUGGGACAGAUGUUGCUGGAAGUGUCCGCCUGCCCUCCAGUUUCUGUGGGAUUUGUGGACUCAAACCAACAGCCUCUAGACUGAGUGUUGUUGGCCUUGCUAGCCCUAUAGCAGGCAUGAAGUCAGUUUCAGCAACAGUUGGCCCGAUGGCAAGAGAUGUGGACAGCCUGGCUCUGUGCAUGAAAGCUCUUCUAUGUGAUGAGUUGUUCUGCCUGGAUCCCUCAGUGCCUCCAGUUCCAUUCAGAGAAGAGAUUUACACCAGCUCAAAACCCCUCCGGAUUGGAUACUAUGAAGAUGAUGGAUAUUUCCAGCCAUCUCCCAGCAUGAAAAGAGCUGUUCGGGAAACCAAAAAUCUUCUGCAAGAAGCAGGGCAUACUCUCAUCCCCUUUGUUCCUCCUCGCCUUAACUAUGUAAUAGACGAGCUUUUCACCAGAGGCCUCUUUUCUGAUGGAGCUGCAAAUUUACUGGACAAGUUUAAAGGUGAUCUUGUUGAUCCAAAUAUGAAAUCCCAGUUUAAUUGUUACAGUCUUCCCAUUUUUCUGAAGAGGAUUUUGGCAUUUAUCCUCAAACCUGUGUACCCUCGGAUUGCCAGAGAUCUCAAUGCCCUGUGUGGAGUUGGGACAGCAAAACAUCUAUGGCAUCAUCAUGUGGCAGUCGAGAAAUACCGUAGAGAAUUUCUCACUGAGUGGAGGAAGCUGAAGCUGGAUGUCAUCCUCUGUCCUGCUUUGGGUCCAGCUUUUAAUGAAGGCUAUCCUGGCAAACUCUUUGCUGCAACAUCCUAUACCAAUUUAUACAACGUCCUGAACUUUCCUGCUGGGAUUGUGCCGGUCACCACGGUCACGCAGGCAGAUGAAGACGAGCUGAAGCAUUACAGGGGACAUUAUGGUGACCCCUGGGACAAGCGCCUGAAAGAGGCUGUUACCAAUGCCGUCGGGCUCCCAGUGGCCGUCCAGUGUGUGGCCCUGUCUUGGCAGGAGGAGCUGUGCCUUCGGUUCAUGAAGGAGGUGGAGACAGUCGUCCAUGUGAAGAGAGCAAGGAAAUAAUCUGUUGCACCCCAUUA
Messenger RNA from Varanus komodoensis (Komodo dragon), 2050 nucleotides. Its product is annotated as vitamin D3 hydroxylase-associated protein-like. Gene Ontology annotation, biological process: fatty acid catabolic process. The record is from RefSeq and is a predicted model, not a curated record. NCBI's taxonomy places the organism in Eukaryota, Metazoa, Chordata, Lepidosauria, Squamata, Varanidae. The coding region runs from base 267 to 2033 and encodes 588 amino acids. The transcript has 15 exons. Gene Ontology annotation, molecular function: amidase activity; fatty acid amide hydrolase activity.